Molecule: messenger RNA, 950 nt
Organism: Rosa rugosa (rugosa rose)
Lineage: Eukaryota; Viridiplantae; Streptophyta; Magnoliopsida; Rosales; Rosaceae
Product: mitogen-activated protein kinase kinase kinase 1-like
Exons: 5
Coding region: 136-537 (133 amino acids)
Biological process (GO): protein phosphorylation
Molecular function (GO): ATP binding; protein kinase activity
Source: RefSeq, a predicted model, not a curated record
UGUUGUUGCACCAUCACAAUAUCGAUCCAUGUUCAAUCUUUGCUUGAAUGGGAUAUCAAAUGUGCAAAUAUUUUAGUGGAUGCUUAUGGAUCUGCAAAGCUUGCAGAUUUUGGAUUGGCAAAGAUAAUCACCAAAAUGAAUGAAAUUCAAUCUUUGCAGGGGACUGCAUUCUGGAUGGCCCCUGAGGUUUUUAGUGCAAAAAUGAAGAACCAAGGUUAUGGGCCUCCAGCAGAUAUAUGGAGCCUUGGUUGCACUGUGUUGGAGAUGUUAACAAGGCAGGUUCCCUACCCUGGUUUGGAACCGUUUCAGGCAUUUUUUAAGAUUGCAAUGGGGGAGCUCCCUCACGUUCCUCAUUUUCUUUGUAAGGAGGCGCGAGAUUCAUCCAUCAGUGUCUACAAGUUAAUCCAAAGAAUCGACACACUGCUGCUCAGCUCUUAUGUCAUCCAUUUGUCACGCUGGGCCUAUCAAACUACCCCAUGUGUUCGAUGGUCUUUGUAUGAUGAAGGGAAAAGAACUGUAUGCAAGAGGAUACUUUGAUGGGACUAUUAGUCAUUUAGAUUAACUGAGCUGUUAAGAGGCAGGAUAUUCAUACAGAUUUGUCAAGAAUUCGAGCAAAUUGCCCAAAGAGUUUGUAAAGAAAUAGAUCCUAGUCCCUUAUACUCCUGUCAUAAACUCAAGUGAAUGCACAUAACUCUAUUCACAAUGUUGUGUGCAUAUUGAACUAUUAUCGAGGGAGAAUAGUUUCACAGUUGACUUCAAUCUUUCUGAAAGAGUCAAUACUUUAUCUAAAUGAAAGGCAACUAGUGCAUCAGAAGUUGAGAAUAAGUUAGACAUAAGAAUCCAUUUUCUGACAUUUUCCUUACAUCUGAUGCCUCAAUCGUCUCUCCUUAUGGAUCUCACAGAUCACAGAAGAAAACAUCUGUAGCGUGAUUGUGGUGAAGCUUAAUCGU